AUGCAAAACCAUACAACACUAUUACUGUACUUUGACAGUAUUAGAGUGAGUAAUAGACUAUCAGCAGAGUUGUAUCUUUGUCGGGUUAAUCGUGAAAUUGAAACUAUGAUAUUGACAGAGUAUUUUCAUAUUUCACAGUCUCAUCUUCAAGAAUUAAAGAAAGCUGCAAUGAACCAUAACAAUGUAAUAACAUACUUAGAUGAACUUGAGAAUGAUGAAUUAUUCCAAUAUUGUAUGCUCAUUAAAGGAACACAACUCAAAAACAUCUUAGUUGAAAAGAAAAAAGGGUUAUUUGAAGGUAAAGAAUCUAUUAUUGAUGAAGCACUUAAACAAGCUGAAGUUAAUGAAAUUAAAAAAUCCAUUGACUUGAAUCUAGUUUUACAAGUAGUUCAUUCUUUAAGAAAUACUACUAAUCAAGUCUCUCCUUGUGAAGAACAAACAAACUCAAUCAUCUCAAAAGAUAUCAAAAAGGCAAUCAUGAGACUGACUGGGACUCAAUACUGUGAGGAGAUUAAAGACUUUAAUUGUUUUGUUGACAAAGAAACAUUCUUAACAGAAUUGGUUGAAAGAAAUAAUAUUUGUAUCUUGUGGAAAGAGGAAACUGGUGAAGUUUUUGGUGUUUAUAUUCAAGAUGAAAUUAGUGCAGAAGUGCCACUUGGUUUUGACAAUUAUGUCUUAUGGGUGAAAGGUGAAGAUGCUGACUUAAAAGUAUUACUUCUAAAUCAGAAAUUUGGUGUUGAUGCAACAAUCAGUUUUGUUGAUGAUGAUAACUGGAUCAAGAUAACAGGAAAGAAUGGUCUUAAUAUGGUGUUUUGUUCGAAUGGCACAAAUGAAUGCUCACUGUCUAACGUCCAGACUUCGUUUUAUAUUGAUGAAAACCAUCCAAUCUGUUCUCGCUCUUCAUUUAAAAUAUCUAACCUUUAUCUUCUUCAUCUUCACCACUAA
This is a messenger RNA of Entamoeba histolytica HM-1:IMSS, 945 nucleotides long. RefSeq lists its product as uncharacterized. Bases 1 to 945 code for a protein of 314 amino acids. The transcript has a single exon. NCBI's taxonomy places the organism in Eukaryota, Evosea, Mastigamoebida, Endamoebidae. The record is from RefSeq and is a predicted model, not a curated record.